UUCAAAACCAGAAAACAAUCUGAAACCCAAAGACUAAAAUUUCCACCUUUUCAAAUUUCAAAAAUGCAGAGGUCAACCAAGAAAGCUAAACAAGAGGAAAUUGUUUCAGUCAACCAUCUAAUUUCAAAGCCAAAGUUCAGUGAUGAACAAGAGUUUUCUAUCAUGGUUUCUGCUUUAACAAAUGUUAUAACAGGUGAUACAACUCAAUAUGCUAUGACCACAAACAGUGCCACCAUUGUUUCAUCGUCUUCACCUUCUACGAGCAUGUCAAAUAUAGAGCCUCCUCUGUUUCGCGUUCCAACAGAACCAGAGCCAUGUCAAUUCUGUAAAAUAAAAGGGUGUAUAGGUUGCAACUAUUUUGGAGCCAGCCCAGUUGCUGAUGAGGAUUAUAACAAGAAGGCAAAGACUGUAGUUUUCAAGAAAAAGAAGAAGAAUUACAGAGGGGUGAGACAGAGACCGUGGGGAAAAUGGGCUGCAGAAAUUAGAGAUCCAAGAAGGGCAGCUAGAGUAUGGCUUGGGACUUUUAAUACAGCAGAGGAUGCAGCUCGAGCUUAUGAUAAAGCUGCUAUUGAAUUUAGAGGUCCUAGAGCUAAGCUUAAUUUCUCAUUUGGUGAUUAUACAUCAAUACAACAGCAGAAUGCAACUACUAGUACUACAUUUUCUAUAUCCCAGCAACAACGUCAAGUGCCUGUACAGUUACAGCAGGGAAUUAACACAGAUUUUGGUAUUGAAAAAGAAGAAGAAUUCUGGGAUCAAUUAAUGGCAUCGGACAAUGAAAUUCAAGAUUGCUUGAGGAUGAUGGAUUUCAAUGGCGAGUCUUCUUAUUCUGGUGGAGGGAGCAUUGCUCAUAGCUUCUGAUUUGCAAUUUCAAGAAUUGGAAAGGAAAAGAUAAAAGGAACAAAUUAAAUAAAUCAAAAUGGACUAAGGUGUCUUGAAUGCCCAUUUAGUUUUAACAAAUUUGGGCUACUGAAUACUGAAUAUUUCUUGUUAUUAUAUGCAGAUUGUAUCAUAAAUGUACUUACUAGAAUAGAUUUGGAUUUUGUACGGGAAAUGACUUACAUGUGGGGCCUGAAAAACUAAGAGAAAUCACCUGGUGAUUUUGAUUGCCGCCAACCAAGGAACUUCACAUACAAUAUUGUUAAAGACGCAUGCAUACAUUAAAGUAAAUAAUUGGGAGCAUAAUUUACA
Molecule: messenger RNA, 1188 nt
Organism: Nicotiana attenuata
Lineage: Eukaryota; Viridiplantae; Streptophyta; Magnoliopsida; Solanales; Solanaceae
Product: ethylene-responsive transcription factor ERF109-like
Exons: 1
Coding region: 64-858 (264 amino acids)
Biological process (GO): ethylene-activated signaling pathway; regulation of DNA-templated transcription
Molecular function (GO): DNA-binding transcription factor activity; DNA binding
Source: RefSeq, a predicted model, not a curated record